CCACACUCCCCGGAAACUUUCCUUUGAUGGUGCAGGCCUGGCCACUGUAUAUUGAAAAAGCCCUCCAGGAGAUAGAAGGGACAGCCAGGUGGAGAAACACUUCCUUAGAACAGGUUUCAGGUUUGGUGCAUAUUAUAAUUGCUUGAGGAACUUAAAGAUACCAAUAUUGGUCUGGCUCUGGGAUUAUGACUUAAUUGGUUUGGGAUGAGUUGGGCAUCACAGUUUCUCUUUUUUUUUUUUUUUAAAAGAGAGAGUGAGAGAGAAUUUUUUAAUAUUUAUUUUUUAGUUUUCAGCAGACACAACAUCUUUGUUUGUAUGUGGUGCUGAGGAUCGAACCCGGGCCGCACGCAUGCCAGGCGAGCGCGCUACCACUUGAGCCACAUCCCCAGCCCAACAUCACAGUUUCUCAAAGUGUCCCAAGAGAUUCUAAUGUGCAGCCUGGUCUGAGAUCCAGUGCCCUACACCAACUAUUUCAUUUUGCAGAAGGAUAACUGAGACCCCGAGAUGAGAAUGCAUUUGUUCAAGGUCAAAUAGAAAAUGAUUGAAGAGCAUCCUUGUCUGGCACUACAGGACACAAAACCCUGGACUCUACUUGUAUCUCGGAUUAUUUGGCUCCAUACAGAUAGAUGGUCCCACCUCAUCCUCAUAACAUCUGGUGGGGGUAGUCAUCACUCCCAUUUUACAGAUGAGGACAUUAAGGAACAAAACUGUCCAGGUGACUUGCCCAAGGUGAAGGCAAGAACCUAGAACACCCUGGAAUUGGUACAGAGCUCUUUUAAUCCCAUCCCAUUGUUAUACAUGGGUUCUAGAAUGAACAGGUCAAUGCUGUGAGAUGGGUUCCAGGUGUAAAGGGGAGGGACUAUGAGGUGACAUUCUAGAAGGAUAGGGUAGGACAGGAGGCAUAUGACUAUUCCCUCACAAACAGGGCCUUUGGGGCAGCCAUGUCCUACUUCAUGUCUCCCCAGACUCAUCCAGGUCUUCUACCUUCUAACCAAGGUGGGGCUGCUUCUCCGGGUUCGUCCCUUGGCCUCUAUAGUCCUACAGAGCCAGUGGUGGUGGCCUCUGGUGGAUUAGGCCCACUGAACCAGAAAGCUGAGCAGGUGGUACCUGCUGCCCAGACCUGGGGCCCCACCCUGGCAGUGCCUGAAGCCAGGGUCUGCUCUGGGGGUGCUAGCUGGGAGAUACCACGGAGAAAGGAGUGCAGCCGAUACUGCCACAAAUUCCCCAACGUGAGGCAACCAGAGAGCUUGGGCUGGGAGAAUGGCUGCUCCAGAAGCAGAGCUCCCCACCUGAGUGGCCCCAGCAGGCCUGGGCCCCUGCUGCUGUGUGGGCUGUCACCAGGGGUUCUGCCAGUGCCCUCUGAGGCAGUGGGGAAGGAGGCCGGCUCCCAGCCUGACAUCUGCAUCCUUACCCUGGCUAUGAUGAUCGCCGGCAUCCCCACCGUGCCUGUCCCAGGCCUGCGGGAAGAGGACCUGAUCCGGGCAGCUCAAGCUUUCAUGAUGGCCCAUCCAGAGCCUGAGGGAGCUGUGGAGGGAACGCGGUGGGAGCAAGUGCAUGCCCACACAGCCUCUGGGCAGAUGUCCCUAAGGAGAUCCAGGAGGGGCCAGCCUCCUGGCUCCUGCUUGUAGCUGGAUGAAAUAGCACCAGACACA
Molecule: messenger RNA, 1652 nt
Organism: Marmota monax (woodchuck)
Lineage: Eukaryota; Metazoa; Chordata; Mammalia; Rodentia; Sciuridae
Gene: Spata25
Product: spermatogenesis associated 25
Exons: 2
Coding region: 942-1628 (228 amino acids)
Biological process (GO): spermatogenesis
Source: RefSeq, a predicted model, not a curated record